Pedinophyceae sp. YPF-701 is the source of this 612-nucleotide messenger RNA. Lineage: Eukaryota; Viridiplantae; Chlorophyta; Pedinophyceae. The record is from the annotation of a GenBank genome assembly.
AUGCCGUCUGACGUGUCUGCGGAGCCUGCCGAGGUGCAGGCGAUCGUCUCGAGCCUCGCGUUGAUUCCGCAUCCAGAGGGGGGCUACUUCCGCGAGACAUGGCGCGGCGGUGCUGAGCCGAUGGCGAGUCGCGGAAAGACGGACAACGGCGGCGAGCUUAUGAGCACUGUGCGCAGGGCCGGCGACGGCGACGAGGGGCAGCGGAACGUGAUGACGUCGAUGCUGUGGAUGCUGACGAAGCAGCUGCCGUACGGGUGCUGGAUCCAGAACGCAUCUACGCACGUUCACUACCACCACGGAGGCGGAACGAUCGAGUACCACGUCGUGACAGCGGACGGGCGGCUCGAGAAGCACCGCCUGGGCCCGAACUACCAGGCGGGCGACGUUCCGCAGCUCAUCGUGCCAGGAGGUUGGCUCAAGUGCGCGCAGCUCGUGCAGGGCGCGUGGGCGCUGAUCGGGGAGGGCGUGGCCCCCGGGUUCGACUUCCGAGACAUGAAGUCGGUGACCGCGGAGCAGCUGAAGCGAGCGUGCCCGGAGGCGUUCGAGGCGGCGGGGGCGCUGAUCGAUCCCAAGAGCGCGGACAACACCGACGCGUUCUACGAGAGGAAGUAA